Messenger RNA from Alternaria alternata, 862 nucleotides. Its product is annotated as RmlC-like cupin. Bases 127 to 654 code for a protein of 175 amino acids. The transcript has a single exon. The record is from RefSeq and is a predicted model, not a curated record. Lineage: Eukaryota; Fungi; Ascomycota; Dothideomycetes; Pleosporales; Pleosporaceae.
AUCCCCAUCUCAUCUACCCUUAUCAAAACGUCCCUUUCAUGCACAUGCACAUGUACCCUCCCGCUCUCCGCAGAUAAACCCUUCCCAAGAAAAACCCACUUCAAAAGUCACACAACAUAAACAACAAUGCAUUCCACCACCUCGAAGCGACCCGUCAAACCCUUAGUCCUGCAUCCCGCACGGAUAGCCAGCAUGCCACCCGAAGGCUUCCCCGAUCCUAGUACGGGAGGCAACGUGACGUGGAAAACUCUCAUGUCGAGUGAGAAAUCUGCGACGGAUACUUUCACAGUGGGUAUUGCUACUUGCCCGCCAGGAAGGGUGAUGGCUUGUACGGCUUCCUCUUCUUCCGAGUCAAGGCCUUCGGUACCAUCUCUGUGCAAUCCAGAAUCACUGGGUGAUGCAGGAUUUCUGCAGCUACAUCGACAUUCACACGCGGAGAUCUAUCAUGUAAUAUCCGGGAGCGGAACUGUCUGUAUCGAUCAGCAAGAGUACGAAGUCAAUAAGGGUUCGGUCGUUUUUAUACCGGGUGAUGCGGAACAUGGGAUUUUCAACAAAGGAAACGAGGAUUUGGUAUGGCUGUACGUGUUUGCUGCCGAUGGAUUCGAAGAUAUUGUCUAUCGCUUCAGUGCGGGAGAUGUAAAGGCGAAAUUAUGAGUGCAGAAAGAAGGCUAUUAAUGGUCAUGGUAUGUGCAGGUGACAGAAGAGCAGUAAUUCAAUUUGGGAAAUGAAGAGACAUAAUUGAUUGCUUCAUGAACCUCUCUAGUUCUUGAGAAUACACAGGAUGGCGGCGGUCGUGUCAUCUAAGUCCCUAUAGGCUCUCAUCCUACCCAGAUCAUCGUCGCUGUCAAAGCAAACGUAUCCG